This is a messenger RNA of Phalaenopsis equestris, 403 nucleotides long. RefSeq names its product anthocyanin 5-aromatic acyltransferase. The transcript has a single exon. The annotation marks the transcript as partial. Lineage: Eukaryota; Viridiplantae; Streptophyta; Magnoliopsida; Asparagales; Orchidaceae. The record is from RefSeq and is a predicted model, not a curated record.
UUUUAAUCUCUCAUUUAUGUCGCUGGUGCAGGUUACCCUGUUUCCCAAUGCCGGCGUCACCAUCGGCACCGCCCUCCACCACUCCGCCGCCGACGGCUCGUCCUACACCCAUUUCAUGAAAACUUGGGCCCUCAUCGCUAAACUCCACGGCGAGACGCCUUCACUCGCCUUUCUUCCCCCACCAAUCUUCGACCGCACACUAAUCUCCGACUCCACAGGGCUCUUAAACACUUUCCUCAAAGACAUCCAGAAUCUCCAAGGCGACGACAGUUUACACAACUGGGAUCUCUCCACACGUCCCAAUGUAAUGCGCGCCACAUUCGUUCUCAGGCCGGACGAAAUCCACCGACUAAGCCAACGCACGACGACUCGGUGCUCUCCGUACUCGCUGGCUUGCGGGCUU